AUGUGUUUGGCAACCAAGGCCAUUCACAUUGAAAUAGCAUUUGAUUUGUCAGCCGAAGAAUUCAUACAUACCCUUAAACGCUUCAUUGGACGCAGAGGCAAGCCGAGUCACAUUUUUUCGGACAACGCGACCAACUUCACAGGAGCAAACCGAGAACUGAGUGAACUACGUGACAUGUUUUUAAAGGAAGAGCCCACGAUAGUGCAAAAAUCAAUUUCUGAUGGCAUUCAGUGGCAUUUCAUACCACCCAGAGCUCCCAAUUUUGGAGGAAUUUGGGAAGCAUCCGUAAGGUCAUUCAAGGCACACUUCAAAAGAGUGGUUGGCACCACUAUAUUAACAAUAGACGAAAUGCAAACGCUCUCAAUACAAAUAGAGGCUAUCCUAAAUUCUCGUCCAAUAACAGCUCUUUCCAAUGAUCCCAAUGACCUGUCCUAUCUCUCUCCUGGGCACUUUCUGAUUGGGGACACCCUUACCGGUAUACCCGAACCAACUUUAACCGAGAUUCAGGAAGGUAGACUAUCCAAGUGGCAGCGAACGGAACAGAUGCGGCAGCAUCUCUGGAAUCGAUGGUCCAAGGACUACCUCAACCAAUUGCAACAGCGAACGAAAUGGAAAGCUAAGGGGAUUAAUCUUAAACCUGGAGACAUGGUUCUCAUCCGAGAGGACAAUGCACCACCAUUGUGCUGGCCCAUGGGCAGAGUAGAGGAAACCCACCCCGGUAACGACGGCAUCGUCAGGGCGGUGACUCUCAAAACCGUGAAGGGGCUUCUCAGGAGGCCUGCUAAUCGGCUAAGUUUGCUCCCUAUGGAGUCUUGA
Mycetomoellerius zeteki is the source of this 816-nucleotide messenger RNA. RefSeq lists its product as uncharacterized. Gene Ontology annotation, molecular function: nucleic acid binding. Gene Ontology annotation, biological process: DNA integration. Bases 1 to 816 code for a protein of 271 amino acids. The record is from RefSeq and is a predicted model, not a curated record. Lineage: Eukaryota; Metazoa; Arthropoda; Insecta; Hymenoptera; Formicidae. The transcript has a single exon.